CGAUUUGGAAACUGUGGGGUUAUUCUACGGCGAGGGGGAAGUAAACCUUUUCCAUGUGAAGAAGAUGAUGUUUUCUGUGGAAUGUUGCACUGUAGUGGUGUCAGCGAGAUUCCCGGUGGAGGUGAGCACACUACAUUUCGUAGUAUAUUAGUACGCGACAUAAAAGAAGAAAAAUGCUUUGGCUAUGAAGCACACCAGGGGACAGACUUGCCAGAAAUGGGGCUGGUAGUGGAUGGUGCAACCUGUGGCCCAGGGAGCUACUGUCUUAAACACAAUUGUACUUUUUAUCAAGACCUGCAUUUUGAGUGUGAUCUUAAAACAUGCAAUUACAAAGGAGUAUGUAACAACAAAAAACAUUGUCACUGUGUGUUUGGGUGGCAACCACCAACAUGUGAACUGAGAGGAACAGGAGGUAGUAUAGAUAGUGGCCCUCCACCUGACAAACAAUAUCAUAGUGCAAGCAGCAUACUUGUGAAAACAAACCGAGCACUACUUUUAAUAUUUACUCGUUACAUCCUUUUUCUGAUUUCGCUUCUCUUUGGUGGCUUUGCACAAGCAUUACAUUUUUAUGGAAGAGAAAGGGAAGGAGACAACACAAUGGAGUAA
This is a messenger RNA of Piliocolobus tephrosceles (Ugandan red Colobus), 606 nucleotides long. Its product is annotated as disintegrin and metalloproteinase domain-containing protein 20-like. The record is from RefSeq and is a predicted model, not a curated record. Gene Ontology annotation, cellular component: plasma membrane; sperm head plasma membrane; external side of plasma membrane. NCBI's taxonomy places the organism in Eukaryota, Metazoa, Chordata, Mammalia, Primates, Cercopithecidae. The annotation marks the transcript as partial. Gene Ontology annotation, biological process: male gonad development. The transcript has a single exon.